Molecule: messenger RNA, 1014 nt
Organism: Macrosiphum euphorbiae (potato aphid)
Lineage: Eukaryota; Metazoa; Arthropoda; Insecta; Hemiptera; Aphididae
Source: the annotation of a GenBank genome assembly
AUGUCUAUCGAUAUUUUAUCUAACAUGCAUAACCAAGAACUAUCUCAACAGUCAUCACCACCCAAAAUAAACAACACAAAAACCUUUGCCGAAACAACAGCCAACACAACGUUUCCUAAGAAAGAUCAAGCCAUUAUAUUAAAUACGAUAAACGAAAUACCACAAAUAGAAUAUGUUAAAGCAUUUAGCAAAAUAACACCGCCUAAAAACAUCAUAUUUGCGUCCCGUAUUUCGAACAACAGAUUUUGUAUAUAUUUUAGAGACAAAAUAACUGUUGACGAACUGACACAAAACUAUUCGUAUAUAACCGUUAAUGAAAAUCAAAUACCAUUUCGUCGUCUAGAAAACCCUGCCAAGAGAUUUAUAAUUUCUAACGCUCACCCGAUAAUACCUCAUGAAGUAAUUACCGAACACUUAUUAUUAGAAAACAUAAAGACAUUAUCUCCAAUAACCUUCCUCAAAGCUGGUUUUCAAGAUGAGCUCGCUCACAUCAGUAGUUUUAGGAGACAGGUAUAUAUUCACCCCGACGACACAGCAAAUGUACCCGGAUCGAUAAUAAUCAAAUAUGACAAUACAGACUUCAGAAUUUUUCUAACGGACGACACUCUUAUUUGCUACGCAUGUAAACAAAGCGGCCACACAUCUAAUCACUGCAAAAAAGAACCAAAUACUAUGACAAAUAAUAAAUAUACUACACAAAAACCAACAAUAGAUGAUGCCCACACCACGUCCUCAUAUCCCACACAUGAGGAAGACAUAACAGAAGUAAAUACUAUUGCCAUACCUAAAAACAGUCAAAACUCAAAUAUAUUAAGCCUAACAAUGACCAACACAACUUUACCCAAUAAACAAAUCAAAAGAUCUCUACCAACAUCAAGUUGCCCUACAUCUCCAACAAUUUCUGAAAAAUCAAACACACAGCCAAACAUUGAGAAACCUAAACAGACCAAAAACCUUGAAUAUAAGUUAUUAGAAUCAAAAAAAAAACAAGAAAACACCUCAAGAUCAAAUUAA